AUGCCUGGAUCUCCAACAUUCUAUCAAAUUCUCGACUUGCCUGAAGGCUUCCACACCCAUUCGUUACUACAUUUGAAGGCCCUCAGAACUGCGUAUCACAAGGCUCUUCUUAGGAACCAUCCAGAUAAGACCUCAAGUGCCACUGAAACUAAGCCUACGAAGGUUUACACAAUCGAUCAAAUAACGCAAGCUUUCUCUACUCUAUGCGAUCCAAAAUUGGCUGCCGCGUACAGCAAGGAGCUAGAGUCAAGGGCUGUAUCCUACUACAGGGAAACUUGGGCAAAGGAUUAUCGCCCCAUCGCUGAAACAGUUGAUUUGGAGGAAAUAUGCUUUGAUGAUUCGGAAAAACUUUGGUUUAAGGAUUGCAGGUGUGGUGAUGAUCGCGGUUAUAUUGUUCAGGAAAAAGACUUAGAGGUAGCGACGGAGGAUGGUGAAAUCAGCAUUGAAUGCAGAGGGUGUAGCCUGUGGCUAACUGUGCUGUUUGGGGUGGUGGAAGAAGAAUCGAGUGACCGCGCGCAAACGGAUAACAUGGAUUGUAGCAUCUUAGACAAUAAUCCUGAAGUGAUGUGUCAUGUUUCUUCCGAAUCAACACAUCAGUAG
Blumeria graminis f. sp. triticale is the source of this 600-nucleotide messenger RNA. Lineage: Eukaryota; Fungi; Ascomycota; Leotiomycetes; Helotiales; Erysiphaceae. The record is from the annotation of a GenBank genome assembly.